AUGCUGUCUGCGUCAGUGACGACCACUCCUCGGCCGCGACCGCCAGGUCGGGUACGGAGAAUUUCUACCCACGUCAAAACUUCCCCACCUCCUCCGUACGCCGCCACAUCACUUCUCGACGAUCCAAACUCUUCGGACCUGAAACGAGCGUCUUUUAACGAUGCAUCUGCAAUCGCUGCAUGGGACGACAUCCCUAACCAUCCUCAAGUUUGGAAUGGGAGGUCCCGCGAGGAGCUUUCUGAGUUACUCUUGAAAGCUGAUGAGCUCAUUAAAGACCGAGAAAAUGAACUCAGUGUUACCACAGCCGCUUGUAAAUCAUUGUACGAAAAUAAUUUAGAGCUACGAAACAAGCACAAGGCACUUCUCGCCCGCUUUCCCACUUCUUCAGCGUCUGUCUCUCCAUCUGGAUCCUCGGCAUCCUCUCCAGCUACUCCCGGAACGCCUCUUCCACACUCCCCCCAUUAUUAUACCAAUAUUUCUUCCUCCCACUCGAGCUCCAGUGCGUCUCGCUCCCGCCGGUCGCAGAGACGUGUCUCUGUCUCCCCUGCAGACCUUGCGCUACUUUCCGAUCAGAACGCUGAGCUCCUUGUCAAGCUAGAAAAGCUCGAAUUUGAAUCUGCUCAGACUGAUCAAGCGGGACGGCGAAAAUUGCGCGGUUUGGAAAAAGAGAUUCAAGGGCUCCGAGAGGAGCUUGAUAAAACUCGUGCCAGGAGUGACGAGCUCGAGAAAAAGGCAAAACUUGUUAGUCUCAGCCUCGAGUCUGAGGAAGCGUCAAAGAGGCGACAUGAGAGAGAGGAGCGAGUCCGUGCCAUACGGGGUAGGAGUGGGAAUGAUACAAGUGACGGAGAAGUACGGGACUUUGCGCCAGGGGGGGCUCUUGCAUCUCAAGGGCUUUCUGAGCGAUCAAGAAAGAUGUCUUUAUACGACGGUUUCUCUCGAUCAUUCCCCCAGUUCCAGUUUCCUCCUGCUCAGACGCCAGUCCCGGCAACGCCCGAAUAUGCACUCGUGUCCCAGCUCCUUCAAAAGAUCCACGAGCUUGAGCAGAUUAAUUCACAAAUAACGUUGCAGCAAGCGAAAACGACAGCAUCGCUGCAAUCGGUUCAAAGAGAUGCUGCGAGUAUCCAGCUCCUCUAUGAGAGCCUUAGCGAUGUUGGUGCCAUUGCCUGGCUGGCUGAGGAUGACAACAUCGAGAAUUUUGGUGUCGGUGAGGAAAAUGAAUACAUCGAGGAAGACGAGACGAUUCGUUUUGCCAGUCUUCGUCAAUCUAUGCUCGCGGAUGCCUCGGUUGAUUUUGAUAGCGGCAUCGAACCAGACAGACAGAGUAGUAUGCGGCACGCAAUACUUCCAGAACUCUUCCCUCUCCCUGCACAUCAUCGCGCACGUCGAUCUGUUGUUGGAUUGUUUGAUCCCCCGACUGUAUCUGAUGUCAGUAAUCCACCGUCUAUACAAUCACUGGUUAUUCCCGGUCUACCGGCCGUUCCUUUUGUUCCUCAGCCCAGCACGGAAUCUGCGACACCCGAAGAAUUAGACUUGUCAUCACCUCUGACUGCUGCAUUGCCUACCACAGAAUUCACAGGCCGCCAGACUCUAGAUAAUGAGCUAGGGCUUGCAUGGGACAACUGUCAUGGGAAUGACCACUUCCGCACACCGAGUUUAAUCGAUCUUACAUCGCUUUCUCCUUUGUCCGCUGACAACGCCGUCGGCGUUCCGGAUUCCGGCACUCCUUCCACGAAAGACAUGCUUUCCUUUCCCCCAUCUUCUAGUUAUAUCUCAGCUCCUUCCUCAUCUUCUACCCCGUUUGUGGAACAAGUUAGCCUGCAAGCAGGCACAUGGCAAGGUGUUCAUGAUUCCGAGUCUGUGACGUAUAGUCCACCCAACGUGCACGUGGACACACUUGCAGACAGGAAGCGUCGCAAGUCGCACACUAUUCGCAUGCGCACAAACCACUGGACUGAAGGUCGUUUCGAAGCGACACUUCUUUCUGCCCCGCGGAGGGAGAGCUCUGUUGAUCUCGUCCGUCCUUCCACUCCAGUUCCUCAAAGACUCGUAAACGAGUUUGUGGAUAGCAUAAGCCGUCAUCGGACUUAUACCCUUUCCCGCGGUCUCACAGACGAUGGAUCGAGAACAACUUCUGCAUCGCCAGUCUCCCUUCGCCAAGGAAAGAAGCCCCAGCAGCGACGGUUCGUGUCGUUCAUCUUGGAGCUGUGGUUGUGGCUUCAGUUUGUUAUCGUCGUGGUCGUCUUUCUAUGGGCGAUGGCGAAGCGCGGACCGAAGAGCGUGUUGGAUGAAGCCCAGAGAAGGAAGAUUCAGUGA
Molecule: messenger RNA, 2313 nt
Organism: Suillus subaureus
Lineage: Eukaryota; Fungi; Basidiomycota; Agaricomycetes; Boletales; Suillaceae
Exons: 3
Coding region: 1-2313 (770 amino acids)
Source: RefSeq, a predicted model, not a curated record